AUGUCCCGCGACGCAUCGGUCCCAGAGGCGACCCCGUCGUCGGGGAUCUCUCCUGAGAUCUCACCCCCGGCAUUUCCACUAGGAACACAACUUUUGUCCGAAGUAGAACCCUCGUUCUCUCAACAACAACAAUCCGAUCCAUCACUCGCCUAUCCGCGUGCCUUCCUUGAGGCGCUGCCGACAGAGCAUAAUGCAGGCGCCGCGUUUACGCCCGUCUUUGCCAACUCCAAGUGGCUCACGCUCACGGGCAGGCGUUCCGUUCUCGAUUUUCUGACGCUGGAGGGUACACGACAGUUUGAAGCAUGGGUCACUGGCGCAUCCAGUCCAGAGACCACGACGCUCGACUUUACAUUCCCGUCUGGCCCGGCGACCCUCGAGUUGACGCGAACGACUCUGCCCAUCACACCUGCCCCUCCAGACGGUGAAGACUCCACCAAUGCCAAAUCGUAUGUCGUUGUUACGACCGUGCCUCGUUUCGCAGCGACAUGGGCGACUACAACACCAAUGGCAUUCAGCGUCGAGGAUCCAUUCUCGUCAACGCGCGACGGUUCCAGCCCCGCCGAGUCGUCGAGUGCAGUCCGCCGUCUCCAACCUCAUCGGUCCCCCGCUACCGCUACCUCUUGGUCAACCAUAGAAGAGGUGCUCACCAACAUGCCAAAAUGGACGCCUGGUACAGCCCUUCACUUUCACCGCGAUGCCGACGGCAACACGUUCAUGACCGGUCUCAAGGACAAGGCACGAGCUCAUCCGGUUGCCCAGUUGCUGGAAGAGUUUGACUUUUCCAAGACUUCGCUGGGACCUAGGUCGUCAUGGGACAAGACGUUCCGCAACACUGUUGAGCUGCUCACACUGAACCCCCAACGUGCUUGCUUUUGGUCGGGCAAGGAUCUCACGAUGAUCUACAACCAACCUUACGCGGAUGUGGGUCACAGGAAUCCCAGCGCCAAAAUGCUGACAGUAGCUUCUCCCAGACCAUCCACAGGCUUUCGGACGCUGUGGCAAGGAGUCAUGGGACCUCUUGGGCCCUUGACGGAGGUUCUUCUGGCGGGAAUACCAGUGUUACAAGACGACCAGUGGAAUGUGUUGCCAUCUAAGGACAACAAGACAUAUCAGCAAUAUGGCGCCGCCACGUGGAUGCCUUUGCGCGGCGAAGACGGCAACUUUGCUGGCUGCUUCUGCGAAAUCAGCGACAGUACUAACCACAUUCUCGCCAACCGCGAGACUGUGCUGCGCAAACAGUUAUGCAUGCGCAUAGGAGCUGCAAGGAGCGUUGACGACUACCACAAUGCUGUCAUUGAUGCAUUGAAGGCGUGCUCGGCGGACGUUGCCUUUGGCAUGCUCUACCAUGUCGAGGAAAUCAGUAACGUCCAACCCCACGUACGCAUAGGUGUUGGAAUUCACCCACGCAAAGAGCAGAGUGCUCGCGUGACCUACGUUGGUGGCGUGAACGUGCCAGACGGUCAUCCAGCAGCAGCCGAGGUGCAAAUCAUUCCCAUCGUCGACCCACCAAACGUUAUGAUUGCGGAAGCCUUUGGCUCAGGAAAUGACAGCGGGUCGUCGUCGACGGCGGGCUCCGAGUCUCCACAGACAGAACUUUGGCGCACGCAUGAGCAGUGGCCGCUGGCGGAAGUGCUGCAGUCAGGUGCCCCUGCCAUUAUCGACGACUGCUCGACGCUGGCUGCCGCCUUCACCCACACCAUGGCACAAACUUGUGCGAUUGUGCUUCCGGUGAUCCCGUGCCCCGAGGAAGACCCGGUACCGGCAGCUAUCCUCGUGCUGGGUCUCAACGCGGAGCCUCCAUUCAAUCAGCAGACUGACGAGCUGGCACAUGCACUGGUGCCCCUCCUCGCAACGCACCUUGUCGGUGCGCGUGACACCCAGCGAGACGUCAAGCGAAUGAAAGAUCUGGCGUCGCUCAACAAAGCCAAGAGCCUAUUAUUCUCCAACGUUGCGCGCGAGCUGUUUCCGCCACUGGCCCUCAUUGCAGGACCGCUCGACGACGUAAUUGCAAGCACUAGCGAGACGCAAAACCGCAGUAACCUCCUCAUUGCUCGCCGCCAUGUGCGCCGCUUGACGCGCUUGGCCACCGUGCUCAUGGACGUGAGCAAUAUUGAAGCUGGCAAAAUGCAGGCUUCGUUCCGGCGCGUCAACCUGGGACUCCUUACUCGCGACAUGGCCAUGCUGUUCAAAAAGGCUGCCCAGCAGGGGAACCUUGAGCUGAUCCUCGAGUGCGAUACUACCGACCGUGACGUGUACGUCGACAGGGACAAGUGGGAAACCAUCCUGUUCAACCUCAUGGGCAAUGCUGUCAAGUAUACUCGCGAGGGCCAUGUCCACGUUACACUUUCAUAUGAUGCGUCCGAGGCUGUCAUGUCUAUCCAAGAUACUGGUAUUGGUAUCCCUGCAGCCGAGCUUCAGGCCAUGGGCGAGUGGGUUGGUCCGGGAGAGGCAGUGCCGGAGACGGACAACAGGACUGGCAUUGCCCUGUCGUUUACAAAACUCCACCGUGGUGCGUUUGAGGUCCAGAGCAAGACUGCUGCAGAGUCAGCAGACGGCUCGCAUGGUACCACCUGUCGUGUUCGCCUGAGCCUAGGACACGCGCACCUCCCCGUUGACGCAAUCCACGAGACCACGGCACCCGAAGCCCACGACUGGCAGAAGGAGAUGGAGGCGCUCGACCUCAACGACCCUCCUCUCGACGAGUCUGUCACAACCACAACCACCAUCAAGCGCACACGGUCCAUUGAACCCACCACUCUCUAUUUCCACAAGGACGACGUUAUCAUGGUUGUCGAUGGCAUGGCCGAUUCGAGACGGUACAUCCGGUCCAUCUUUGCCCCCUACUGUACCGUCGUGGAAGCGCGGGACGCGCAAGAGGCGCUUGACCUUUGGGCAUCGUGUAAUCCGAAUCUCGUCAUUGCCGACCUGUUGCUGCCAAACUCUGGAGGCAAUGGGCUGCUCAGAGCGCUCCGUGAGGGCACGCGCGAACAGAAGCUUGUUCCCUUCCUCAUGCUCACUACGACCCAAGACCCGCCGCCGCCGACGAGCGAUGGCAUGGCAGCAGACGACUUUCUUCCCAAACCCUACAACGGAAGGGAACUUCUCGCGCGCGCCGACAUGCAGCUGCAGCUUGGCAAGAAGCGGCUCAUGCUGGAGACCCUGUUUGAGGAGCGCACUGCAGACAUGCGGGUGCUCACAGACUUGUCGCCCGUUGGCAUCUUCCGCUGCUCGCCGGACGGCUACGUGACGUACGCCAACACGGCAUGGUACGAAGUGUCUGGCUAUCCAAUGCACCAAAAGAUCACCGACUGGGGCGACUAUAUUGGCGAGGGUUUCCAAGACUACGUUCGUGGUGUGUGGGAAAACUUUGUGCCGUCUGAAGGCUUCAGUGUGCAGGCCGAGUACAUGUGGAAGAAUGGCCGUUGGGUGGUGACCACGGCUCUGCGGCUUAGGGGACCCACGGGGUGCCUGCGAGGGUUUAUCGGGUGCUCGGUCGAGGUGACUGAGCGCAAGCUCAACGAAGAACUGCAGCGGCAGCGCAUGGUCGAGGCGGAACAGAGGCGGGCCGAGGCUGAAGAGGCGAAACGCCAGCAGGAGCUGCUGAUUGACAUUACAUCCCACGAGAUGCGCAACCCAACGAGCAGUUUGAUGCAGUGCUCGUCUUUGGUCAAGACAAACCUCCUCGUCCUGCAAGAACAGAUGCAAGAUGCGAUCGACAACCAACGGCCGUUUUUGCCGACCGACCAGCUCCUUGCGACACUGUCCGAGGACCUCGAUGCGCUGGACAGCAUCUACCAAUGCAGCUUGACACAGGAGAGGAUCAGCAACGACGUGCUUUCCCUGGGGCGAAUGCAGCUCAACAUGUUGGACAUGUACGAUGUCGAGACGCGGAUCAUCGACGAGGCGGAGCGGAUCACGUCCGUCUUCCAGAACGAGGCGCGCAUGAAGCGUGUACACUUGUCGCUGCAAGUUGGCGCCGGGUUUGAGGCACUUGGCGUGUCGUCAUUCAUGGCCGACCCCGUCAGGCUCGGCCAGAUUAUCACAAACUUGCUGUCCAACGCUAUCCGGUUUACGGCCAACUCGCCCGUGCGGCUCAUCAAGCUGUGUCUCGACGUCCGGCUGGAGCCACCCACAGACGACAGCUGCACCCCGCCGCCGUUGCGCCUGGACCAGUCGCUCGAGGACAGCACCGAGGGGCGGCCAGUGUUCGUCUACGUGUCCGUCGCCGACACUGGGCCGGGCCUCACCCCCGACCAGCUCCAGCUCCUGUUUCACCGGUUCUCGCAGGCGUCCCCGCAGAUCCACACCAUGUUUGGCGGGUCGGGUCUGGGCCUGUUUGUGUGUCGCAAGCUUGCCGAAAUCAUGGGUGGGCGGAUCGACGUCGUCUCCGAGCUGGGCAAAGGCUCGGAAUUCCGGUUCUUCAUCAAGGCGCGCGCGUGCACCGCCGCCGCCGCCGCCGCCGCCAGCGUCGCGACGCCUCCAGCGGCCUUGUCAGCCCCGACAUCACCGACUCGGGCGUCAGUGGCGGCGGUCGUGUCCAAGGCUGCUUCGUCGCCCGCCUCGACCCGCCCGACCGAGCCGGCCGGCCACGCACGCGUCCUCGUGGUCGAGGACAACCUCAUCAACCGCACGGUCCUGCUACGCCAGCUCAAGCAUGUGGGGUUUGCGGCGGACGCAGCCGCGGACGGCGCCGAGGCCGUGGACAAGAUCCGGCAGAACAUGGCCGCCGGGUGUGGCACGCCGUACGACUGCGUGCUCAUGGACCUCGAGAUGCCCAUCAUGGACGGGUACGCCGCGGCGCGGCUGGUGCGCUCGCUGGAAAAGGACGGCGUGCUGGCCUUUAGCCCCAUCAUUGCCCUCACGGGUAACGCGCGCCAGGCCAUGAUCAAGGAGGCCAUGGCAGACUUUACCGACGUCGUGGUCAAGCCGUACCGCCUCGACGACCUGCUGCGCAAGAUGGAGAAGGCGAUGGCACGGGAGGAAGAGGAGUAG
This is a messenger RNA of Apiotrichum porosum, 4992 nucleotides long. RefSeq lists its product as uncharacterized. Gene Ontology annotation, molecular function: phosphorelay sensor kinase activity. Lineage: Eukaryota; Fungi; Basidiomycota; Tremellomycetes; Trichosporonales; Trichosporonaceae. Gene Ontology annotation, biological process: phosphorelay signal transduction system; phosphorylation. The record is from RefSeq and is a predicted model, not a curated record. The transcript has 14 exons. Bases 1 to 4992 code for a protein of 1663 amino acids.